GAGCUCGACACUAUGGCAAGAACCAAGCAGACCGCCCGUAAGUCCACCGGUGGCAAAGCGCCAAGGAAGCAGCUCGCCACUAAGGCUGCUCGCAAGAGUGCACCGGCUACCGGCGGCGUGAAGAAGCCUCACCGUUACAGGCCCGGCACCGUGGCUCUGAGGGAGAUCCGUCGUUAUCAGAAGUCUACUGAGCUGCUCAUCCGCAAGCUGCCCUUCCAGCGCCUGGUGCGAGAAAUCGCUCAGGACUUCAAGACCGACUUGCGUUUCCAGAGCUCGGCCGUCAUGGCCCUGCAGGAGGCGAGCGAGGCAUACCUGGUCGGUCUGUUCGAGGACACCAAUCUGUGCGCUAUCCACGCCAAGAGAGUGACCAUCAUGCCCAAGGAUAUUCAGCUGGCCCGCCGUAUUCGCGGAGAACGCGCUUAAACCACAACUCCGUCUAAUAAACACAAAGGCUCUUUUAAGAGCCACUU
Messenger RNA from Ictalurus punctatus (channel catfish), 470 nucleotides. Its product is annotated as histone H3. NCBI's taxonomy places the organism in Eukaryota, Metazoa, Chordata, Actinopteri, Siluriformes, Ictaluridae. The record is from RefSeq and is a predicted model, not a curated record. Gene Ontology annotation, cellular component: nucleosome. Gene Ontology annotation, molecular function: DNA binding; structural constituent of chromatin; protein heterodimerization activity. The coding region runs from base 13 to 423 and encodes 136 amino acids. The transcript has a single exon.